UUAAGGACCGUUUAAGAGGCAUUUUUCAAGGCGACGACUUUCCCAUUUUGGAACACCGCCAGCAAAUAUCCCUCUGAGUUGAACAAAGGUCGGGAAUGAAUGAGUCACUGUUCUCAGCACGAGUCCUCCGGGCUCCUUCUGGGAGGGUUCCGUUUUGUAAUGAAGAACAGAAGGUGUUCUGUAGGAAACGGGCCCUACCUUAGCACCCAGUCGCCGGCGACUGCCUUGUCCAUUCUCUCUGGACAACCGAACUUGGUUUCUGCCACCUCCUUGCUGUGGGUUUGAAGAGUGAAUCAGCUGUGCACAUGCGUGUAGCAGCCUGAGCAGGCCUGGGGACUCGCAGCGGGUGAGUGCCUCCGGCCCCCGGCAAGGAGAGGCCGUUCCCUGCCUUGCACGAGCAGCCCUCGCCUCCAACCUCCAACCUCCAGCCAUUCAGGAAAUAAAAGGCAGGAGAGAACAUGUUACCUCAGGAGCACUCUUGGUAUCCGUGAAUGAAAAAAGUCAGUUACAUUCAUGCUGGAACAUAUGGAGACUUUUAACAGACUCAGAAUCACCAGUUGGCAUUGGAGCUGGUUGACUGUGACAGUCAGCGUGCUUCUGGGUGUGAGGCCAUCAGCUUGUGGGGAUUUAUCUGGUGCGCGUCCAAACAUCCUUCUUCUGAUGGCGGACGAUUUCGGCAUUGGCGACAUUGGCUGCUAUGGCAACAACAGCAUCAGGACUCCAAAUAUUGACCGCCUUGCAGAGGAUGGUGUGAUGCUCACCCAGCACGUGGCAGCUGCGUCAGUGUGCACCCCCAGCAGGGCUGCUUUCCUAACAGGCAGAUACCCUCUCCGAUCAGGUAUGGUUUCCAGCAAUGGUUAUCGUGUUCUUCAGUGGACCGGAGUAUCUGGAGGGCUCCCAACCAAUGAGACAACUUUUGCAAAAAUAUUAAAAGACAGAGGAUAUGCCACUGGCCUAAUAGGAAAAUGGCAUCUGGGUCUCAACUGUGAAUCUUCCAACGAUCACUGCCACCACCCGCUCAACCAUGGAUUCGACCAUUUCUACGGAAUGCCCUUUUCCAUGAUGGGAGAUUGCAUCCACUGGGAACUAUCAGAGAAGCGCGCAGGCAUGGAGCGCAAACUGAAUGUCUGCUUCCAAAUCAUGGCCUUCACUGCCCUCACGCUCACCACUGGGAAACUCACCCACCUGACAUCGGGCUCCUGGACUCCGGUCAUCUGGUCAACCAUUGCAGCCAUCCUGCUCUUCAUGACGUCCUAUUUCAUGGGGGUCUUGAUUGUUCACGCAGACUGCUUUCUGAUGAGAAACCACACCAUCACUGAGCAGCCCAUGGACUUUCAAAGGACGACGUCUCUUAUUCUCAAAGAGGUCUCGUCCUUUGUCCAAAGGAACAAGCACAGACCUUUCCUUCUCUUUGUCUCCUUUCUACAUGUGCACACCCCUCUGAUCACUACGGAGACAUUCCACGGGAAGAGUGUGCAUGGGCUUUACGGGGAUAACACAGAAGAGAUGGACUGGAUGCUGGGGCAGAUCCUUGCUACUUUGGAUAUGGAAGGUUUGACUAACAGCACCCUUGUUUAUUUUACGUCGGAUCAUGGGGGAUCUUUAGAGGCUCAAGUCAGAAACAACCAGUAUGGCGGCUGGAAUGGAAUCUACAAAGGUGGCAAAGGGAUGGGGGGCUGGGAAGGCGGCAUCCGUCCGGCGAUCUUCCGCUGGCCUGGGGUGCUGCCGGCCGGCCGAGUGAUCCACGAGCCCACCAGCCUGAUGGAUGUUUUCCCCACCGUGGUCCAGCUGGGGGGCGGUGAGGUGCCCCAGGACAGGGUGAUUGAUGGCCGGGACCUGCUGCCCUUGCUGCUGGGGGCAGCACAGCACUCUGAUCAUGAGUUCCUGCUGCACUACUGUGAGAAUUUCCUGCACGCAGUCCGCUGGCUCCAACGGGACAGAGGAAGACUGUGGAAAGUCCACUACAUGACCCCAGUGUUCCACCCAGAGGGAGCCGGCGCCUGCUACGGGAGAGGGGUCUGCCCAUGCUCCGGGGACCAAGUGGCCCACCACGACCCACCUUUGCUCUUCGACCUGUCCAAAGACCCUUCCGAAGCCCACGCCCUCACCCCGGACACGGAGCCCUUGUUCUAUCAGGUGAUGGACACGGUCGCAUGGGCCGUGGAGGAGCAUCGCCAGACGCUCAGCCCGGUUCCUCUGCAGCUGGACACGUGGGGCAACAUCUGGAGACCUUGGCUCCAGCCCUGCUGCGGCCGGUUUCCCCCUCUGCUGGUGUGAUCGGGAGGGAGACCCAGAAUCACUGCCUGCCAGGGAGAGCUGGCUCCUUCCCUGAUCCCCGCACUUCUGGUCGAAAUACAACUCCCCUGU
This is a messenger RNA of Zalophus californianus (California sea lion), 2367 nucleotides long. RefSeq names its product arylsulfatase L (gene ARSL). Gene Ontology annotation, molecular function: arylsulfatase activity. Lineage: Eukaryota; Metazoa; Chordata; Mammalia; Carnivora; Otariidae. The record is from RefSeq and is a predicted model, not a curated record.